GUAGCAAUUCUUAGGUAAACAGUGAAGUGAGACAGUUUAAAGAGUGUGGUUAAAAAAGUGGUGUGAAGUAGUGAAUCACCAUGUCCACAUCAUAUUCAAUGACUCCGGAAAGCGAUGCAUGGGCCCUUCUCGCUUUAAAAUCGGCUCCCGCUAGUCCUUCGAAGGUACAGUGGAGCCCCGACGUAAAAGGGGAACCGAUUGCUCGAAUAGAAGGCCGCGAAUUUGAGUACCUCGUUCGGCAGGAUCGGAUUAUUAUAGGUAGGAACAGUUCACGUGGUGAUGUAGAUGUAAAUAUGGGACAUUCUAGUUUUAUUUCGCGAAGGCAUUUAGAAGUUUUCUUCGAACACCCUUAUUUUUACAUGCUGUGCAAUGGAAAAAAUGGUGUAUUUAUUGAUGGAGUAUUUCAGAGGAAAGGAGCCCCUUCAAUCAAGUUACCCAAGACGUGCACCUUUAGGUUUCCCAGUACAAAUAUUCGAUUAUCGUUUCAAUCAUUGGUCGAUGACAAUUCGGAGCCUCCUCCUAAAGUUAGGGAAGUUUCGCCGAGCAGGAUAAGGGAUCGUUCAGGGGGUGGAAGCGGGUCUACGCUCCACCCUCUGAGAAUCAAUAUCCCCGAUGGUGUAGACUAUGGUAGCCCAUUCCCUUCGCCUACUGGUACCAUAAGUGCUGCCAAUAGUUGUCCAGCUAGCCCACGUGGUGGGCACGGAUCUCACAGCAGUAAUCAUGGUAAAAGAAAUGUUCAAGCAGAUCUGCAAAUGGUAGCCCAAUAUGCUGCUCAAGUCGCCCAUCGAGAUGACACUCAUCAUGUUCCUCAAAGCCAUAGUCCUGAUUACAGACAACCUACUUCAAAUGGAAACUCGAUGCCUUCCGUUGUGGUAAGCGAAGUACCAUACGGAGCAAGUAGUAGCAGUAAAGAUGAUUCAAAGCCGCCAUAUUCUUAUGCGCAGCUUAUAGUACAAGCAAUAGCAAGUGCACCCGAUAAGCAGCUUACCUUAUCUGGAAUAUAUAGUUACAUAACAAAGCACUAUCCUUACUAUCGUACGGCCGACAAGGGUUGGCAAAACUCAAUUAGACAUAACCUUAGUCUUAACAGAUACUUUAUUAAGGUACCAAGAAGUCAAGAAGAACCAGGUAAAGGUUCGUUUUGGAGAAUUGAUCCUCAGUCUGAAUCGAAAUUAAUUGAACAGGCAUUUAGAAGAAGGAGACAGCGAGGCGUCUCGUGUUUCCGAGCACCAUUUGGUUUAAGUUCCAGAAGUGCCCCUGCUUCUCCUUCACACGUUAGUAUGUCGGACAUAAUGACGCCAGAGUGUUUAUCGAGGGAAGGUUCCCCUACGAUGGAGCACCUUGUUGAUAUCAGUCAGUCGGCACCAGGAAGUCCCGGUAAUCCGGUCACCGCAUAUGCUGGCUCUGGAGGUAUGAUAGGUCAUCAACAAAUGUCGGCAUUGGUAGGUGCCACUAAGGCUAGAUUAUUGUUGCCUCAUCCUGUUGACAAUAUUACAGAAGUUACUACUUCCAAUGGGCAAGAAUAUAGAGAAGAAAAAUUCAAUAUUGAAGAAAGGUCAAUGUCUCCAGGAGGAUUUUCAUCACAACCUGUUAUAGUUCAAGCUGCAAACUAUGCUUAUAGCACCGGACAUUACUCUAACAUUGGUAUGGAUUUGAAGAGGCAUAUGGACGAACAAAGUGUGGGAAGUCCCUCUAGUUCUGGAGAAAAUUUAGAUGGAGAAAUUGAAAUUAAAAGACCCAGAUUUGGUCAAGUCAAGUUCGAGACGGAAUAAAAUUCCCGAUAGUGAAAAUCGUCAGCGAUCUUAUUGUGCUUUAAAAAAUUAAUUGGAAUCCAUAGAGAUAUGGAACAAAACUCACAAUUUAUCGAAAGUAGAUUCGUCAUCAUUUAUGUCAGACAUGUUUAAUAAUAGUAUUUUCUCUAUUUAGAAAGUAUUUCUUUAUUAAUUAUCCCAAAGUAAUUCAUGUACAGUGUCUGCCAAAACUUAAGAAUUUAAUAAAAAUCAAAGCUAAGUACUUCUAAAUUGACAGAAAGUUUUUAAUGUCAACGGUAGGAUGAAUAUAUUAACUACAUUUCCUUAUUUCGUAUCUUAAAACACUUCUAUAGUCAUUUUACUAUAAGUACCAUUAUAAUAUUAUAAUACGCAUCUAAUAAUCUUAAAAAGAUUAAUAUUUGGACCUAGUCCUACAAUAAAUAAAUGAUGCCUCAUAUUGAUUUAUAAUUUUAUACAAAGUACUACUUAUAAAUUACUAAAGUUGAUUUAUGAUAUACGAAAUAACGGAUAAAUAAAAAUAAGCUCAACACAGAUUCGAACGUUGUUGCCAAGUCUUAUUCAAAGUCAACUAUUCAACAUGGGGUUUCACCGAAUCUCUAAAAUAUACAUUCUGUGUAAUAUUCAACAUAAGACAAGUAGGUUAGCUAUAUAAAAUUAUUCUAUGUACAAAAUGUAUAUUCAAUUAUUAUGAAAUAAAAGAAGGUACACACAAUACAAAUAUUAAAUAUU
Messenger RNA from Diabrotica balteata, 2501 nucleotides. NCBI's taxonomy places the organism in Eukaryota, Metazoa, Arthropoda, Insecta, Coleoptera, Chrysomelidae. The record is from the annotation of a GenBank genome assembly.